Messenger RNA from Paramecium sonneborni, 7672 nucleotides. The record is from the annotation of a GenBank genome assembly. Lineage: Eukaryota; Ciliophora; Oligohymenophorea; Peniculida; Parameciidae.
AUGCAAUCUUAAUUUGUGGAUUAAAAAUUAGCAGACAUUAUAGAUGAUAUUAAAGCCGGAGUAUAUGAGAACGAUCAGGAAAUUUCUAAACAUAUUUAAUCUCAUUUGGAUUAAUUUGAUGAUUAAGAAAAAGUACUUAAACUAAAUUUUCUAAAUAAUUAAUUGUAGGAACAUAGUUGCUUAGAUACUAUUAAUAAAUCAUAUAAUUUUCAAUCAAUUUCUUAAGUUAAUAUCUAAGAAGAAGAUUAUUUAGAAAUAUAUUAAAAUGCCUUGUCUUCUAAAUAAUAUAAUAUUAUUUUAGAGAAAUUAAAUAAUGUUCAAUUUUGCGAAUGCAAUAUGAUACCUUAAUAAGUAAAAAAAUUCUCAAAGAUAGCUUAAUUAAAUGAAAAGGCUUCUAUGAUUUUUGAUCUUAUUGAAACUUAAAAAAAUAAAAAAUAAAUUAGUUUUGUAAGGUAUCUACACUUAUUAAUUGAAUUAUUUUAUUUAGGAAUUAAUUUUGAUAAAUCAAUCCAUGAUUUAGUUGGCUCUCUGCUAGUAGAAGAAAUUUAAGAAUUCGAUUAUUAUUUGCACACCGUUUAAUUAUCAAAUAAAAUCGGCUUUUCUAAAAUGGUUAAAUUAUUAUAAGAUAAAUAAUGUAAGAUUGUAUUUUAAGAUGACUUGAGUAGUUUAAAAGAUGAUUUAGAAUAUCCUUAGAUUUAAUUUUUAUUUCAAUUAUUAUCUUAAAACUUUUAAGACAUGCUUAAGAAUUUAAAAAAAUUUAUUUAAACUUUGAUAAAUAAUACGAAUGAGUUAUCUGAAAAAUAAAAUUUGAUUGAAUAUUUCUCUUUAACCGAAAAUUUUGAUGAUAAUUUCGAUUUUUUGUAUUUUAGUUUGAUUCUAUUUUUUUGGGGUUAAUAUUUUUAAUCUUCAGGUUUGGUUGAUUCAAUUAAAUAAAUAUAUGAGAAGAUUAAUAAAUCAAAACUAAAAAAAGAAACAUUUGAAAGGAAUUUUAAGAAUUUGAAUAGUACUUCCUUUGACAAAAUCUUGCAAAAUUUUUUAAAAAAAGUUAUUUAUUUUGAAUUUAAGGAAGAUUCAAUUGAGAAUAAUUGUUUCUAAAUAUUUUUAACAUAAUAAAAAGAAAAAGAGAUAAUUUGUUGUGAUAUAAUGAAUUAAAGAAUGCAAGAGAUAAUUUAAUUGCCAUCAUAAAUUUUUGAAUAGUAAUGGAUUCAGAUUUAAUCUUUGAUGUAUUUUUAAUUAAAAAAAAACUCAAGUCUUUAAAGCGAUUAAUCAUGGAAAUUUAUAUCAACAAAUAUAUAUUCAAACAGAAUACAAAAGAUGAUUUAAAAUAUUUUUUAAAUUGAAACUAAAAUAGAUUUAUAAUAGUAAUUAAAUUGGGUGAAGGAUUAAUUUAAAGAAGAAAAUUUUAUUUUUUAAAUAAAUAUCUUAACUCUUAUAUACUUAAUAAAUUUUUCAAACAGUUAAGGCGGCUAAAAUUUUAAAUUUCUAUAAAUCUGGCGUCACAAUUAAACUAUUAAUUAGUUUCCUCAAAAAUAGAUCAUAUCAAUUGAAAAAUUCAGUAUCUCAUUUGCCAAAGUAGAUAAAAGCGAUGAAUAAAUCAUAAAAGAAUGGAUAACUAAUUCUAAGUAUAGUAAUAAGUUUCUGUAACUGCUCCCUUAACUAUUUAAUAUAAUUAAAAGAGGAGAAUCUCCUGAUAGUUUCCUAACAUUAAUUCAUUCUAUCAACCAAUAGGUAAGACACUGUAAUAAAUUUCCUUUUUCUUUAAAUUUGAAGGCUUUAUUUUAAAUCCUUUAUAAUAAUUCUAAUGAUGAAUUAAAAGUAAUUCUAAUAAAAUUAUAGUCAAAAAGAUAUCCUGUACCUUUCAUCUAUUUAAAUCCUUAAGUUAUAAAUCCAUAUAAAUUAGAUGAUCGUUAUUAUUUAAAUAAAAACAUUUUCUAUCUUUUAUCUGAUCAAUAUCCAAUUAUAAAUCUAUCUUUAAGCAAGAUAUAAAAAUAAAUAGGAAAAACUGAUUUAAUUAAUAAAAUUUUUUAUAAAGUUACUAAAUUUGAAGUGAGUGAUACAUCUGAUAUAAAUUAAAAUACUGUAGAUAUGAUGUUUGAUUUUGAAUUCAAUGGCACUCGAAAUUUUCUAAUUGCAGAUGUGCACGGAUUUUUAGAUUAUGAUUUAUUAAUUAAAAUAUUACCUUUUUUCAAAUUUUGGAUAAUUUAGAUGAAAUAAGACUCAGAGUUAGAUGAGAAUAGAAAUUAUGUUCAAAAGCUACUUAAAUAGUUAGAAAUCAAUCCAUUUAUAUGUUAUAUAAUUAGAGAUGCCAAGGAAAAAAAUUAGGAAAUUUAAAAAAGUAAAAAUCAUGCAAUUUUAAAAAUUAAUAAUCUUUUAUUAAUGGAUCAAUAACAAUAAAAUGGAGAAAUUUCAUAUUUAAGAAAAUAAAUACUAUAAAUGAUUAUUUAGGAUUAAAAUGAUUUUUAAAAUACUUAAGAAUAAUUUCAACAUAUGCUGUAAUUAUUUUCAUCAGAUAAUUUUGAAGAAAUUUAAUAUAUAUCAGAUCAUUUUUAAAAAUUAGAUGAAUAGAUGAAGAUUAUAUCAAAAAGUUCAAAGGGUUUCUAUAGUCCAGAUGCAUUCCUUAUGAGAUCAAUUGAUUACGAAAUUAGAUAACAAUAAUAGAUAGAUUAGAAUUUAAAUUAAAAAGUUUUCUUUUAAGAAAAGUUAAGUUUCGCAUUAAAAAAUCAUUCAAAUUUAAUUUCAAAGCAAGAAUUAUUAGAUAAAUAGAUGUAAUACGAAAAACUUGAUAAUUCAAUUAAAAUAAUAUAAAAAGAAUCAACAGAAAAAUAAAAAGAAAUAAGUUAACUUUAAGAAAAAUUACAAUAAGAAAAUAUAUCUCCCCUUAUGAAUUAUUUUGUUGAUAUUUUUAGGCAAAAGAAUUCUUAUAUAAUAUAUCUUGCAUUUUUGGAGAAGAUUAGAAUAUUUAAUAUUAAAUCUUGUGAACAAUUUUAAUAAGAAUCAUCAAUUUAAAAAAAAUAGCAAUUAGAAUAUUUCAAUAAUAUAAAUAUUGAAUUGUUUUGGAGAGAAUUUAUAAAAAUAAGAAAAUUUUAAAAUUUGAAUGUAUUAGAUAUAAUGGGUAAAUUAAUUUAAAAAGGAGAACCUAUUGAAUUUUUAAAUGGCGAUGAUUUUACAAUUGAUUAUAAGUUAUUCCAAGAAUUAGGAGAUUAUCUUAAAUUAAAGGAAAUUAAGGUUCUUGUAAUAAGCAUUUUAGGUCCAUAAAGUUCUGGAAAAUCAACAUUAUUGAAUAAAAUAUUUGGGUGUCAUUUUUUAACAAGCAUAGGUAGAUGUACAAAAGGAAUUUACAUUUAAAUGUUAAAUGUAUAAAAUAAAAAUUAAUUUGAUAUUGAAUUUGAUUACAUAUUAUUGUUAGAUUCAGAAGGACUACAAAAUCCUAAUUUAUAGGAUACUGAUUAUGAUAAAAGGUUAGCAUUAUUUAUUUUUUCUAUAAGUGACAUAGUAAUUAUUAAUGUAAAAGGAGAGCUUAAUUUAUAAUUUAGAAAUUUGAUAGAAAUAUGUAUGUUCACUUUUCAGUAGAAUGACUUGAAUUUUUCUAUUAAAAAAUAGAUUUCAUGGUGCUUUAAUUAAAAUAGUCAAACCAAUGAUAAAAGUAAGUUAUUAAUUCAAAUUGAAGAUAUUACCAAAUAUUUAUAAAAUGAUAAUAAAAUAAAUUAGGAAGAAAAAUAAUUUUAAAAUAUUAAAUAUGAUUAGAUUUUAGAUCUAAAAAUUGAAAAUAUAGAAAUUUUGGGAAUAGCUUCUUUUCCAGAGAAGUGGAAUGAAGAAUAUAAUAAUAUUUGGACAUAAGAAAAACAUGUUGAAUCUUAUUCUAAUGAAGCAUAUAAAUAUGGAUAAAAUAUCAUUAAGAAAUACAUCUAAAAAUUAUUAGAUUAAGGAUCUGAAUUGUAAACUUGGAGUUCUUUUAUAAAAAAAGUCAAGCAAGAUUGGGAUUUGGUUUCAAAAUUACCAGACUUAAUAGAAUUUUCGGAAAUGAAAGAAUACAAUGAACAUCAAAAUUUGGACAAAAUUUUAUCUGAAUUAUUUGAAGAAUAUAAUUUUCAUACAAGCAUUCCAAAGAUAGAAAAUACAGAUAACUUUUGCAAUUUAGAAUAAUUUUAAAUUUUAUAAAAUGAGUAGGAGCGAAAUUUAAAAUAAAAUAAUGAUAUCAUAAGUUAAAAAAUUCUUUAAAAAUUAUAAAUAUAUUGUCAAUAAAAUUAAAUCUCUAAAAAAUCCUAACAGAAGAUUGAAUAAAAAUUAAAAGAUAUUAAGUUUAAAUUGGAAAAUGAAGGUUUAUUUAUCAUUUAAUAAUAAAUUCAUAAAUUAAAAAAUAAAAUGAUCUACCAACACAUAAAUUAAAAGAUUAUCCAAGACUAUAGAUAAAUCGAAAGAGAACCAGAAUAGUUAAAAUAUUUUCAGUCAAAUGAGGAAUAAAUAUUUUUGAAAUUUGAAGAUAUUUGGAAGAAUUAUAUGACUGAUACUUUAAAGGUUAAUCAGUAAAGAUUUGAAGAUUUUUCAACUAAUUUAUUGACUUUGAUUAAAAAGCUCAAUUAUAAAUAUUCUUACAAUUUUUAAAAUGAGGAAAUAUACAUUAAUAAAUUUAAAGAAUUUAUUUAUUAAUAAUUGGGUGAAGAUGAAUUAAAAUAGAAAAGUCUUGAUAUUUUUUAAAUAUAUUUAUAAGAAUUAGAAUAUGAUGUUUUAUCAGAAGAAUCACAUUCUUUUGACUAUAAACACAUAUUCAAUUCAAAUUUAUAAAUAAGAUUUGAAAAUUUUUAUAAAAUGUUUAGCGAUAGUCAAACUAUUAUUUAACCAAAAUAAUUUUUUUACCAUACCGAAGUUUUUCAUGUAAUGAAAAAAAAAUAAGUAUAAAAAUACAUAAAAAAUGAAUUAUUGAAAGAUUUUAUAAAUAUAAUUACAAGUAAGAAGAGAGAUUAGAUUAUUUAAGAAAUAACUUAAAUAUUUUAUUUGUUUGAAAAGGUUUAAAUAAAUUAUAAUACAACUGAGAAAGCUAAGCUGUUGCAAUCUAUUGAUUAAAGGAAAUCUUUUUCGAGUUAUUCUUAUUUUAAUCAAUUUAGAUAAUCGCAUUAACCUCAUUUUUCUGAAAUGAUAUAACCCAGAAGCUUAAUAACAUCUACGAAUGAAGAUAAUUUUGAUGGAGUUUUGACAUAGUUAGAAAUACUAAUUUAAACGAUAGAUAUAAACGACAAACCUCAGAUAAAUAAUUUUAGCUAUUAAGAUCAAAAGUCUUUAAAAAAAACUCUCCCAAAACUAUUUUUGCUUUUAGAAGAAGAAGUAUUAAUAGAUCAAGAUAAUGGCUGGAUGAACGAAUAUAUAAUACUUUCAAAAUAACUAGAAUAUAAAAACAAAUUUAAAAGAGAUGAAAAAUUUUACCCUUAUUUUGAAUAUAUUAAAAAAAAAACUUCUAAAGAAAUGGACUACAAAAAAUUUAAAGAAGAAUUUCCAAAAAUUUUUUAAAAAAUCAUACAAGAAAGAAAUAGCUGGAAAAAUAUGUAUUCCCUUAUUUAUGAUUCAAUAGUUUUGGAAAUAAAAAAGGUUUCAAGGUUAGAUAAAAUAGGAAAUAAUUAGUAUAAUUUAAAUUUUAUAACUUAAACAAUGUAAAAAGUAGAAAGUUUAGUCAAGAAUUUUAAUUAGUAAUUUGCUUUUUUUGGAGUUAACCUCAAUUAUUUAUCUUAGAGAAAACUUUAUUAUUAUUCAAUAGUAAUAAUCUGGUUAUUUAUAAGCCAUGAAAAUUAUAAAUAAUUAAGAGAUGAAGAAAAUUAAUUUGGAAACAAAAGAUAAAACUAAUAUCUAAUUUAUUCUAGUUUAAUAUUAAAUGACAAAAAAAAAUUGAGUACUGAAAAAUCUAUAGAAUUUGCAAAAUUUGUAUGGGAAUAAUUUUAGAAUAAAUUUUAAGAAGACAAGAUAGAAAAUCUUCUAUUAUAUAUUAAACAGAAAAAAACCACAUCAAAGAAACUAAUUGAAAAAUUAGAUGAAAAAAUUUUAGACAGAACAUAAAUUGAUGAAUAAACAAUUACUUAUGUUUAAAAAUAAGUAGAGUUUAUCUAAAAUUAUUCACAAUAAUAUAUUGAAAGUUUAGAAGAAGAAAUUUAGAAGUUUUAUUCAGGAAAAUAGUUUUUGUGUUAAUGCUUAACAAUGGUAAUUGAUAAUUGUAAAUAAUUAUUGAAUAGGAUUUUAAAUUUAAAUUCAAGCAAAAAAAAAUUAUUAGUAGAUUAUGUUGAAGAUAAAAAUUUUAAUUAGGAUAUAAUUCUAUUUGAAACAAUAUUGGAUUUUAUUUAAGGAAAAAACAUUUAAAACAUAGAUUUAUUAGAAAUGAAAGAUGUUUUUCAAUCUGACAUACUAAUUAAAAUAGAUAUUCCUAGAAUAGAUAAAUAUUUGUAAUAAAGUAAUUUAUAAAUAUAUGAUAUCGAAAUAUUUCUAUAAGAAUUCAUAAAUGAAAUAGAACAUUUUAUGAAUGAUGAUUCUAAAGUAUCUUUUAGUCUCUUAAAUGAUUAAUAUGUUAGAAUACAAUUGAAUAAUUUAGGCUCCGAUUUAAUUGGAUGCAUAUAAAGUUGUCCAUUCUGUAAAAGAAAAUGUGAUGAAGAAGAUUAUAAAUAGGAACAUAAACAUAGAUGUAAUAAUGGACAUCAGUUGAGAGGUAUUUAUAUAUCUGAAUAUUUAGGAUUCAAUUUUUUUAAUAACAGAUAGCGUCCUUUAACUUAUAUGUGUGAUGAAAUUAAAGACGAACAUAAAAUAACAAUUUAGGAUGAUUAACAGGAAAUGUAAUGGAAGGAAUUAAAAUAAAAAUAUCCUGAAUGGAGAUUUUUAACUCUUGAAUAAGAAAAAAUAAUUUUAAAUAAAAAAAAAAUGAUGAAACUUUGGAAUAAUGGAAUGGGAUAAAGAAUAUGUUAACAAUUAAGUAAUCAAUCUAAUUAAGAAAUAAUUUAUGAACCAAUUUUGGAAUUAAAAUAAAAUGUAAAUCAUUAUAUAUUUAUGCUUCAUAAUUCAUAAGAAGACUCAUUUAAUUAUUCAAUCAAUAAUGAUUGGUAAGAGAUAAUUUAGGAAGUGCAACAAUUUUAACAGGAAAUGUUAAAUUAUUAAGUAUAAAAAUAACAAAGUAAAAAUUUUUUAAAAAGAAUUGUUGUGUUUUUUUCCUAAUUAUUUGAUCAAAAGAAUAAUUAAAGUAAAUUUAGUUUCAUUAAAUUCGAUCAAACAGCUAGACUUUAUAUAAAUGGUGAUAAAACUAAUACUAAAAAAAAUUAAAUUGAACCACUUUAAUCUGGAGAUUUUGAACCCAAUUAUGCAAACGCAUUUGAUUUGGCUCAUUUAUUAAUUAAAAAUCACAUUGAAUUUUAAAAGUAUAUUCUAAAUUUUAUUUAGUACAAUAAUUUUAAUGUAUUCAAAUGCUUAAGCUCCCUAUCCUGAAGCAGAAAUAGAAAAAAUUUGUAGCUUAGAUGAUGAAAUAAGAAAAAAAAUUUUUUUUAUUGCAUGUACGAAAGAAUUUCGUAAUUCAGGGCUAGAAAAAAUAGUGAAUAAGUUAAAUACUAAAUUAUAUUCUGCUGAAUUGAAAACAAAAAUAGAACCAUAAAAUAUAUGCCAUACUUGGCUAGAAAUGAUGAAAUAGUCUAAUCAUAUACUUGAAAUAUGA